CCGCCGUAGGGCCGUAGGCAGCAAAGAUGGUUUCUCCCCCAACCCGAUACCUAGUGUUCUUUCAGUACUUUGGCACUAAAUAUAGUGGGGUUAUGGAGACCUCGAAUGAUCAGUCAAUGAUUGGAGUCCAGAAUUAUUUGGAGAAGGCAGUGCAGAACCUAAAGCCUGUUGUUCCUGUCAAGUUCCACAUCUCCAGCCGAACAGAUGCUGGUGUCCAUGCACUGUGCAACUCUGCUCACCUUGACAUCCAGAGGGCACCGGGGAAGCCGCCUUUUAAUGAGAAACAGCUCGUCUAUGGUCUUAAUUACAACCUAAAGCCUGAACCGAUCCGCAUUUUGAAUGCCUAUCGAGUGACCGAUAGCUUCCACGCACGCUUUUCUGCACUGUCAAGAACCUACGUUUAUCGGCUGUUGAUGGGCUGCACUCAUUAUUCUGAAAUACCGGUGUUCGAAAGGGAUCUCUGCUGGGCUCCUGCGGGAGGCUACCUGAAUGUGCCUGCCAUGCAGGAUGCAGCGCAGUUCCUGCUGGGAACCCACGACUUCAGCACCUUUCGCUCGCUGAACUCUGAAACACGUUUUCAAUCUCCAGUCAGAACCAUCCUCCAGGCAGACAUCCGACCCUCUUCUGGUUUCCUGUCCCACCACUAUGAACACAGGGGACUGGAGUUUUGGGAGUUGACGUUCAGGAGCAGAGCAUUUCUUUACCGACAGGUCCGAAGAAUGGUUGGGGCUCUAGUUGCAGUUGGCCAGGGAAAGUUAACACCUCAUCAUAUAAAGGAGCUACUGGAGAUAAAAGAUGCACGGGCUUUUCCACCAAAUGCCAUGGCUCCGCCAUCUGGGCUCUUUCUAAAAUCAGUGGAAUAUAAUGAAGCAGAUUUGAACACUACAGUUGCCCCAGGAGAAUAGCAGCUCUGUGAGAUACGGCCGUGUCUGAAAGGACUGUUGUGGAUAUGCGAUGGAGGUUUGCCAAGCGCUCUCUACACAAUACACGGUCUUGUCUCAAUAAAAAUCAUUGACU
Cariama cristata (Red-legged seriema) is the source of this 1017-nucleotide messenger RNA. RefSeq names its product pseudouridylate synthase-like 1 (gene PUSL1). The record is from RefSeq and is a predicted model, not a curated record. Lineage: Eukaryota; Metazoa; Chordata; Aves; Cariamiformes; Cariamidae. Gene Ontology annotation, molecular function: pseudouridine synthase activity; RNA binding. The transcript has 8 exons. Gene Ontology annotation, biological process: tRNA pseudouridine synthesis. The coding region runs from base 27 to 905 and encodes 292 amino acids.